GCGUACAAAAAGUACCUGAGGAAAUUUGGAACAGAAAGGAGCAUUGAGGGACUGGAAGAAUACAAUAAUGAGCAAAUGUUUUUCAUAGGCUUUGCCACGGCAUGGUGUGGACAUUCGACAACGGACUCAUUGAUCAAUCUUAUUCUCACCGAUCCUCACGCUCCUCAGAGAUAUCGUGUAAAUCAAGUACUGGCUAAUCAACCAGAAUUUGCUACCGCAUUUAAAUGUGCUGUCGGUACACCAAUGAAUCCGAGGGAACGAUGUGCCGUCUGGUAA
Molecule: messenger RNA, 276 nt
Organism: Angiostrongylus costaricensis
Lineage: Eukaryota; Metazoa; Nematoda; Chromadorea; Rhabditida; Metastrongylidae
Source: the annotation of a GenBank genome assembly